This is a messenger RNA of Catharus ustulatus (Swainson's thrush), 771 nucleotides long. RefSeq names its product tescalcin (gene TESC). The record is from RefSeq and is a predicted model, not a curated record. Lineage: Eukaryota; Metazoa; Chordata; Aves; Passeriformes; Turdidae. Gene Ontology annotation, molecular function: calcium ion binding. Bases 52 to 696 code for a protein of 214 amino acids. The transcript has 8 exons.
GGCGGCGGCUCCGGUGCAGCGCCCGCGGCGGCGCUCCCGGCACGGCCCGGGAUGGGCUCCGCGCACUCCGUGCCCGCCGAGAUGCGGGAGCUGGCGGACAGGACGGGCUUCACCUCAGAACAGAUCGAGCACCUGCACCGGCGCUUCAAGCAGCUGAGCCAGGACCAGCUGACCAUCAGAAAGGAGAACUUUGACAGCAUUCCCGACCUGGAGUUCAACCCAAUCCGGGGGAAAAUCGUCCACGCCUUUUUUGACAAGCGGAACCUGCGGCAGGAGUCGGACGGGCUGGCGGAUGAGAUCAACUUCGAGGAUUUCCUGACCAUCAUGUCCUACUUCAGACCCAUCGAGAUGAACAUGGACGAGGAGCAGCUCGACCGCUUCCGGAAGGAGAAGCUGAAAUUCCUGUUCCACAUGUACGACUCGGACCACGACGGGAAGAUCACGCUGCAGGAGUACAGAAAUGUGGUGGAGGAGCUGCUGUCAGGGAACCCCCACCUGGAGAAGGAGUCGGCUCGCUCCAUCGCCGACGGGGCCAUGAUGGAGGCAGCCAGCAUCUGUGUGGGACAAAUGGGCCCGGACCAGGUGUACGAGGGCAUCACCUUCGAGGAUUUCCUGAAGAUGUGGCAGGGCAUCGACAUCGAGACCAAGAUGCACGUCCGCUUCCUCAACGUGGACACCAUCGCUCACUGCUACUGAGGAGGGGCAGCAGGACGAGGAGGAGGAGCAAGAGGAGGGGGAGGAGGAGGAAGAGGACCCAGCAGCAGCUCUGUG